AUGCGCUCAAUGUCGGGCAUCCUUGAUGCCGUAGUAUACGCGUGGAAUGCAAAGAAGAGAUGGGCCGGACAUGUGGUCAGACGUACGGACGAUCGCUGGACCACUCGCAUCACACUCUGGUAUCCGAGAGACGCGAAGCGCAAGAUUUAUGUACCGGACAACUUUGAUGAGUGCUCUUAUGUCAACGAUCUAGCAAUAAUGGAAUUGGAAACUCCCGUAUCCGAAGUGCUAGCAACGCCGAUUUGCUUACCAAACAAAUUCACGAAGCUCGCCACUACGCUUCAGCAAGCUGGAAUUGGAUUUAGAGGCCGUAUGUUAACGAAAUUUUAUUUCCUUAACUGCUAA
Messenger RNA from Cooperia oncophora, 345 nucleotides. NCBI's taxonomy places the organism in Eukaryota, Metazoa, Nematoda, Chromadorea, Rhabditida, Trichostrongylidae. The record is from the annotation of a GenBank genome assembly.